CCCUCCCUUCCCCCCUUCCUUUCCCCUUUCUUCGCCAUCCCAUCCUUCCCUCCAUCCUUUCUCCUACCUCCCUUCCCCGGCCUAGACGAUGCCGUGGUGGAGACAGCGGAGGAGGCCACGGAGCCCGCCGAGGUGGACAUCACGAGGCUGUGCCAGGACAUGUUCUCCAAAAUGGCCACGUACCUGACGGGCGAGCUCACAGCUACCAGUGAAGACUAUAAACUUCUGGAAAAUAUGAACAAACUGACUAGCUUGAAGUAUCUAGAAAUGAAAGAUAUUGCAGUAAACAUAAGUAGAAACCUAAAGGACUUAAACCAGAAAUAUGCAGCACUUCAGCCUUAUCUGGGUCAGAUCACUCUAAUUGAGGAGCAAGUUGCAGCUCUUGAGUGGGCAGCUUACAAAUUGGAUGCAUAUUCAAAGAAACUAGAAGCAAAGUACAAGAAGUUAGAGAGGCGAUGA
Messenger RNA from Trichosurus vulpecula (common brushtail), 459 nucleotides. RefSeq names its product biogenesis of lysosome-related organelles complex 1 subunit 2-like. The record is from RefSeq and is a predicted model, not a curated record. The transcript has a single exon. Gene Ontology annotation, biological process: lysosome localization; endosomal transport. Lineage: Eukaryota; Metazoa; Chordata; Mammalia; Diprotodontia; Phalangeridae. The coding region runs from base 160 to 459 and encodes 99 amino acids. Gene Ontology annotation, cellular component: BLOC-1 complex; gamma-tubulin complex; BORC complex. Gene Ontology annotation, molecular function: gamma-tubulin binding.